Xylaria bambusicola is the source of this 2226-nucleotide messenger RNA. RefSeq names its product alkaline-phosphatase-like protein. Bases 220 to 2076 code for a protein of 618 amino acids. NCBI's taxonomy places the organism in Eukaryota, Fungi, Ascomycota, Sordariomycetes, Xylariales, Xylariaceae. Gene Ontology annotation, molecular function: glycosaminoglycan binding; arylsulfatase activity; N-acetylglucosamine-6-sulfatase activity. The record is from RefSeq and is a predicted model, not a curated record. Gene Ontology annotation, biological process: phenol-containing compound metabolic process. The transcript has 4 exons.
CGUGCUGACAUAUAUAGCAGUACUACUAGGUAGUUGAGUACCAACAUUCUGCGUCCCGUAGACGCCUUAGUAAUACUGCAGGCAAUUGGAACUUGUGGUCUCAUGUGUGCCUAAGUUGAACUGCCUUUACGUGAAUGCAGUGCGUCAGACCCGAGCGGCGAGAUUACCCUUCCAAAGACGCCAGUCAGGUAUUGUCAACGCUUUGCAUUGGUAUCUACCAUGUUUAUAACAACCGCUGUAACUGUUGGGCUUCAGACAUUGACUCUGCUUGCCGAAGGAGCUCGUACUUUCUCUGAUGACCAACACGAUCAAGUUCCCUUGGUGCAACUUGGCGCUGGUCAUGAUAAUGGGGCGAAAAGGCCCAACAUCAUCUUCAUUCUAACCGACGACCAAGAUGUUCAGAUGCAGUCACUAGACUAUAUGCCUCGGUUGAAGCAGCACCUGCUUGAUAGGGGAACAUUUUAUAAACGACACUAUUGCACGACAGCUAUCUGCUGUCCUGCUCGUGUGACCCUCUGGACUGGUCGUGCAGCUCACAACACGAAUGUUACCGACGUGAGCCCCCCGCAUGGUGGAUUUCCUAAAUUCUUGAGUCAAGGUUUCAAUGACAGGUAUCUCCCGGUGUGGUUACAGAACCAGGGCUACAACACCUAUUACGCAGGGAAACUGUUCAAUGCACACACCAUAGACAACUAUAACUCACCGCACGCAGCUGGAUGGAAUGGCUCUGACUUUCUCCUAGAUCCUUUUACUUACUCCUACAUGAACAGCACAUAUCAGCGCAACAAGGAACCCCCUGUCAGCUACGAAGGUUCAUAUACGACCGAUGUGCUUGCGGAGAAAGCGCUUGGCUUUCUUGACGAAGCUGUGAGCUUCAACGCCCCAUUCUUUCUUGGGAUUGCUCCCAUAGCGCCCCACUGUAAUGUCUGGGAAAAUGCCCCAAGUGAUGACGCGACGGAGAGCUCCAGAAAGGGCAGAGUCAGAGUAACAGGAGAGCUCAAAGAUUUGGUGUUUACGCCGCCUGUCCCGGCCGAGCGUCACAAGGACCUUUUCAAGGACGUCAAAGUACCCAGGACCAAGAACUUCAAUCCAGAUAGUCCUUCGGGGGCCAACUGGAUGCUACAGUUGCCGCAGUUUAACCAGGAUAGCAUGGACCUCUACGACCACUUCUACCGGUCCCGCCUUCGUGCCUUGCAAUCAGUGGAUGAGUUGGUCGAGAGUGUGGUCGAGCGGCUCCAGGAGCUGGACAUCCUGGAGAAUACGUACAUCAUCUACACAUCUGACAACGGAUAUCAUAUCGGUCAACAUCGGCUUCCACCGGGGAAGACGUGUGGUAUCGAAGAGGAUAUCAACGUCCCGCUCAUUAUCCGGGGACCUCAUGUCCCGGAAAAUCAUGUUACAGAAAUUGUCACAACGCAUACAGACAUAGCGCCAACUUUAAUCGGACUCAUCGGCGUUCGGAGUCCCGUAGAUGCCCAGUUCGACGGGAUAGCCAUACCCCUGACGCGCAAUGCUUUAGAAGAAGCCGCGAUGAAUCGCCAUGAACACGUUAACGUCGAGUUCUGGGGGAUCGGGGUUAAUGAAGGGAAGAUUCACCCAACCGCCGAGAGCCUCUUUGCGAACAACACGUACAAGGCGCUCCGCAUCGUGAGCGAUUCGUGGAAUCUCUACUACUCCGUAUGGUGUACAAACGAACAUGAGCUGUACGAUCUUAAUGCCGACCCAGGGCAGCUAAACAAUCUCUUGACAUUGCCGUCGAGAGCUACAUCAUCGCACGAGUUGAACGGUCACCCUAUUGACGAAGUCGUUGCUCGGCUUGACUCAUUGCUACUCGUUUUAAAGUCAUGCAAAGGAGAAAGCUGCGUCCGCCCGUGGGAAUCUCUUCACCCAGAGGGCAAUGUGCACAAUCUGGAUGACGCGCUGUCUACCACGUUUGAUGAAUUCUACCUCCGGAGACAGGUCAAGGUGUCAUUUGAUCGGUGCGAGCUUGGCCAUAUACUGGACGCUGAAGGACCGCAGUUCGACGAAGUUGGAAUGGUCUAUCGAAACAGUUUUUCGUGGUCUGCGUGGGUUUGAAUACCUAUGAGGUAUGAACAAUGUUUGCGCAUAGAGUAGCAAAGCUUCAAAGAAGACGUAUUAAAUGUGACCGCAGCACGCUAAAAAUGGGAAUUAGAGUGGGCGUUCUUCAGUCAUAGCGUCAAGACAUAUGUUAGCUCCCAAGGCCUG